Messenger RNA from Protopterus annectens (West African lungfish), 2921 nucleotides. It is a transcript of the gene TMEM229A, whose product is annotated as transmembrane protein 229A. The coding region runs from base 157 to 1350 and encodes 397 amino acids. The transcript has a single exon. The record is from RefSeq and is a predicted model, not a curated record. Lineage: Eukaryota; Metazoa; Chordata; Ceratodontiformes; Protopteridae.
ACACGUUAUACCUGCCUUCAUUCAACACCUGCCACUUGGGCUGGCUGUUUUGUUUAAUUGCUGUCUGUCUUGACGUUUAUGGAAACACAAAUUUGCAAAGCAAACCUGCAGCAGUAGGUAUGAGUAAGCUGUGGCACCCUGGUUAGGAGACGUCUGAUGUGGGACGCUGCGUCUGGAUUUGCAGACUGCACAGACCCAGGUACAGUCCAUGUGACAGCAGCUAGCCGAGCAACUUGGACUAAAUAUGCAGGCCGGAGGGACAAACUGCCUGCCUUUCGUCUUACUCAGGAAACGGAGGAACAAGCUGGCCGUAAUCUGGUGACCAUGGCCAGCAGACGGCGGGACCCCCAGCGGAUUUGUUCUCUGCACCGCCUUGGCCCGGGUGUACCCAGGAGAGUCCGUUUUAGGGAGCUGUCCAGUGCUGAAUACCAAGGUAAAGCCAUUCCGGCACUUCCGGUGUGGAUGCGCCUGUAUUUCUACGGGAUGCAUGGAAUUACCGUGGAUGUCCUGGUCUCGUCAAUUCAACGUUUCCUGCACACCCCCGACCUGAAAAUGCUGGGAUUUUCCUCCCCUUACCUCUGCAUUAUUCACUCAGUGACCCAUCUGGCGUUAGAAAAAAUCUACCUACAAAAAAGGAAUUUUCAGCAGCGCAAUUUUGCUUUUAACUUUGUAUUUUAUCCUUCCGUGUACGUGGGGUUGCAGAUUUUUGUCGGAAAGGCAAUAGCCUGGUACGAACAAAUUAAAAGCAUUUCCUUAUUUUACUUAGUCCUUCAGUAUGCACUGGGCUUAUACUAUUCUCAAGUGUUCCUCAAGAAAUUUCUGACCCUACAAUACUACUGCUAUGGAAAAGGCAGCCAGACGGCACUGCUGCAGAGGUCUUCCCAAGGGCUCCCUGACUUUAUCCGGUUCAUGUUCUUCGGUAUGCAUGGCUUUUUAGAUGAGAUUUUUUUCACUUCAAUUUUUAACCUAGUUGAGAAAUCUGAUAGGACUUUAACUGGCCACACCUCUCUGUGGUCCUUCUUCAUGUAUGGCAGCUGCAGUUUUGUGGUGGAGAAACUGUAUUUCCAUCUGCAUUACAAAAAGCGGUGGAAUACCUGGAAACGGCUCCCCCUUUACAUCAUGUUCAUCUACACCUGGGAAUUCUCCUGGGGACUGGGGCUACGGCAGUACAAUGCCUGCUCUUGGGAUUACUCAGACUACCCCCUUAAUUUUAUGGGACUUAUCACACUCAUGUAUUUGCCAGGGUGGAUUCUGCUCAGUUGUUAUCAAGAUGCAUUAUACAAUGUACUGUUACGCAUUCACUGUGCCAAAGAGAAAAAGCAAAGGACAAUGGUAAAUGGUAAAAUGUAACAAAACAUGUAAACAUAUAACCUGCACACAUUCCUAAAUAACACCUUUGUAGAUAGUUUGAUAACUGGAAAUGUUUAUUGCGACUAUAUAUGGUAAAACAUUUUCACAGAGAAAUGUCACUAUUUUACUCUGAUUAACGAGGUGACACUUGUACAUACCAUUUCAAAUAGGCUGCAUUCAUGUAUUUAAAAUAAUAAUUUAAACAUAUGAACCUUUCCUUGUUUUAGAUCAGUCUGCAAAGUGCAAAACUCGUUUACAAAAAUAGCAAGCAGACUCAAAUGCCCUGUUAAUUUAAGUAUAGUAGAAGCAAACAGACUGAUGCUGAAGGUCAUUCAUUUACUUCUGAUCCUCUUGUCAUAUUAUUCUGGGUUUACUAAUGUAUACAUUAUCUAUAGCAUUCCCUAAAGAAACAGAAGCUGCCCAGUGGUAGAGUAGGGUUAUACAAUGUUAUGAUAUAAAACGAAUGAAUUAAAUAGAUGCAUCUUUUGUAGUAUGGGGUUAUGUAGACUGAAGCCAAUAAUAAGAGAUGGUGUGAAUAAGAAAAUAAAUGCUUUCUUAGCAGCACUGUCUGUAGACACAAUAGGAUCCAGGGAUUGCUAAUUGCAUUAUCUGUGAAGUGUAGCUGAAAUCUGUGCAGCAUAUGAUUUGGUGGUAGAAUGCAGUACUGCAGUCUUCAAACACUACAUUGUCUCAAAUGUAUGGUAUGUGCAUAAUCUGUGUUAAAGCUGUCCUGUACACCAGAAAGUUAAUUUAUAAUCCAGAUAUGCUAACUGCACAUUUUUUUUAAUUAGCUUUGAAUUGGUCACAGAAUGGCUGUGUAGAGAUAUGUAUUCCAGAGUGGAAGAAAACUGAACAAAACUAUUCAUGUCGAGUAACAAAAUGUGCUAUAUUUAGAAAGAAGGAAAGCAAAGACAUUUGGUUUUUGAAAUGAAUGUCGUGUAGGUAAAAUCCAUGAUGUGACAAUGUCAGAACUUCGCUACUACUGUUUCUGGAAUAUGAUGCGCGGAUGGACAGUGGGAUUUUUCAGGAAGAUAAAGAACAUUUUAUCUAAACGUGAAUGUGAUGGUUAUCUAUAGAGAUAUGUAGCUACAACAAAGUAAAACUACAACACGAACAAAUAUUUACAAGUAAAACAAUGGGUUGAAGGACCACAGAUAACAAUUAUACUGAAAAGGGUCUUUUUAUGUAGGAACAUUGUAGCAAUCUUCUUUAAUGAAUAACAUUUUAAUUGCAUAUAAUUGAAUAAAUGCUCUGUAUUUUUUAAAUUUUGCAGAGCAACGCAGUUUUUUUCUUUCAAAUAGCAUGUUUUACUGGUACACGUUUUCUUUUACUGAUGAUUGUUAUAGAUAUUCAUUUUCAUGACUGCAUAAUAUAUCAAUAUAUGAUUUGGACUAUUCAGGAUGAAAUGGUUUAUAGAAACAAUUUACAAUGCACUAAGCUCCAAAGUAUUUUUCAAUUCUGGUUCUGUUUUGACAAUUAAAAGUUAAGAUAUAUUUACACAUUCAUGUCCUUUCUUUGAUAAUCAUUUAAGAUAUUAUCUCAAAAAUAUCUGUUUCACUGAUGUCACCUGC